CCUGUCUCUGUAGGACUAUGACUGCAUGAAUCCUGUCCUCUUUUCACCUGGCUACCAUAUGUUUCUCUGACAACACAACUCAGCUUUGGAACACCUUUCACCACCCAGAACUUGUUCAGUCAAAUCUAGAAGAAUCUCUAAAGACACUUAAACUUGAUUAUAUGGAUCUCUUUCUGAUUCACACUCCAUUUCCUCUCAAGCCGGGAUCAGAUGCACUACCAAGAGAUGAAAAUGGAAAGCUGAUCUUCGAUGAUGUUGACUUGUGUCAAACCUGGGAGGCCAUGGAAUCAUGUAAAGAUGCAGGUUUGGUGAAGUCCAUUGGCGUCUCCAACUUCAACCAGAGACUGCUGGAAAAGAUCCUGAACAAACCUGGCCUCAAGUACAAACCUGUUAUCAACCAGGUUGAAUGUCACCCUUAUCUCAAGCAAGCCAAGCUGUUGUCUUUCUGCAAAUCAAAGGAUAUUGUCCUUGAAGCUUUCUCUGCUCUGGGAUCACAGAGGGACAAGGCCUGGAUGGACACAAGCACCCCAGUUCUGCGUGACGAUCCAGUACUGGCCGACAUUGCCAAGAAACACAGGCGAAGCACUGCCCUCAUUGCCUUGCGCUACCAGUUGCAGCGUGGCAUUGUGGUCCUGGCCAAGAGUUUCACCACAAAACAUAUUAAAGAAAACCUCCAGGUGUUUGAUUUCCAGCUGCCUGAAGUGGACAUGAAAACCCUCAAUGACCUCAGAAGAAAUGUUCGCUACAUGAAAUUGAAAGAAUUUGCUUCCCAUCCUAACUAUCCAUUCAGAGCCGAAUAAAGUCCUUUGAUUGACUCCAUCCUUGAUACUGUUUUCUCCCAUCAACAAAUGAAUCUGUCAUCAUCACUGUUCCAGAAGAUCUUAGCACUGAAAUAAUUUUCUAAAUCACAACCAGGAUGACAAAGACCUUUUCACUGGAAGAAGUAUUUGCAGGGUCAACUGGAUGGAAAACCUGGGAAAUACAGGAUGCUGUAGCUGUGCUGGUGUG
This is a messenger RNA of Rhineura floridana, 1008 nucleotides long. Its product is annotated as aldo-keto reductase family 1 member C1-like. Gene Ontology annotation, biological process: steroid metabolic process. The record is from RefSeq and is a predicted model, not a curated record. Gene Ontology annotation, cellular component: cytosol. The coding region runs from base 162 to 800 and encodes 212 amino acids. Gene Ontology annotation, molecular function: ketosteroid monooxygenase activity; aldose reductase (NADPH) activity; steroid dehydrogenase activity. NCBI's taxonomy places the organism in Eukaryota, Metazoa, Chordata, Lepidosauria, Squamata, Rhineuridae. The transcript has 8 exons.